UCGCGCAUCCUACCUGGCUGGCUCACAAGCCUCGCCUCGUCAACCCACUGCGGCUGCAGCACGUUAUAUAGCCCGGCCCGCCAGCCUCGUCCCGGCAGGCAAGGUCUAUCAUCAGGCAAGCUACUACCCAGAUCUCCUCGGCACAUCUCCCGCGGCGGUAACAGAGAGCAAGGAGCAGGUCAGCUGUCAGCAAUGGCAACCACGUCAGCCGACGCGACGGCGCAGCCGGCCAACGGCAACGGCGAGCAGAAGACGCGCCACUCCGAGGUCGGCCACAAGAGCCUGCUCAAGAGCGACGACCUCUACCAGUACAUCCUGGAGACGAGCGUGUACCCGCGCGAGCCGGAGAGCAUGAAGGAGCUCCGCGAGAUCACCGCCAAGCACCCAUGGAACCUGAUGACGACGUCGGCGGACGAGGGGCAGUUCCUCAACAUGCUGCUCAAGCUCAUCGGCGCCAAGAAGACCAUGGAGAUCGGCGUCUACACCGGCUACUCCCUCCUCGCCACCGCCCUCGCCAUCCCCGAGGACGGCACGGUCUUGGCCAUGGACAUCAACCGCGAGAACUACGAGCUCGGCCUGCCCUGCAUCGAGAAGGCCGGCGUCGCCCACAAGAUCGACUUCCGCGAGGGCCCCGCCCUCCCCCUCCUCGACCAGCUCCUCGAAGACGAGGCGAACCACGGGUCGUUCGACUUCGUGUUCGUGGACGCGGACAAGGACAACUACCUCAACUACCACGAGCGGCUGAUGAAGCUGGUGAAGCUGGGUGGCCUCGUCGGCUACGAUAACACGCUGUGGAACGGCUCCGUCGUGCUCCCCGCCGACGCGCCCAUGCGCAAGUACAUCCGCUACUACCGCGACUUCGUGCUCGAGCUCAACAAGGCGCUCGCCGCCGACGACCGCGUCGAGAUCUGCCAGCUCCCCGUCGGCGACGGAAUCACCCUCUGUCGCCGCGUCAAGUGAAAAACAAUCCCCCGUUUGCUCGCCGCCAACGGCGCCGCCGCCGCCGCCGCCACUCUACUCCAAUCAUAGGCGCGAAGAAUCAAUUAAUCACCGUUUUCCCCCCUUUCUUUGCUUGGUCUUGUAUCUUCUUCGAAAUUGUCACCAUUUCAUACGUAAAUGUCGAAACGAUUGUUGAUGAAGAUAUAAUUUUUUCAUGUUUU
This is a messenger RNA of Phragmites australis (common reed), 1160 nucleotides long. Its product is annotated as caffeoyl-CoA O-methyltransferase 1-like. The coding region runs from base 193 to 960 and encodes 255 amino acids. NCBI's taxonomy places the organism in Eukaryota, Viridiplantae, Streptophyta, Magnoliopsida, Poales, Poaceae. The record is from RefSeq and is a predicted model, not a curated record. The transcript has 5 exons. Gene Ontology annotation, molecular function: S-adenosylmethionine-dependent methyltransferase activity; O-methyltransferase activity.